AUGAACUUACGUGUGAUUAUCCUACUUUUCUGCCUGAUCGUGUUGGUAGAAGGAAAAGUUCACCGAUUUCGCCUGCAAAGACGUUCCCAUCGACACCACAAAGUGCCCCAUGCCCAUUUGCAUCUACAAUUCCGAAAUGCGCUGCGAAGAAAGUUCGGAUACACACCACUUCGAACAGUGAAUGCUGUAAAUCCAACAAGUGGAGACAAAGGCGGCGUAGUGUUAACCGAAACUUUGAAAAAUUCGUACGAUACCAAUUUCUAUGGGGAUGUUUCGACUGGAGAACAAUCAUUCACCAUGCAAUUCGAUACAGGAUCCUCGGAUUUUUGGGUGCCCAGUUCGCAUUGCAAAUUUUGCAAAAAGUGCGGCAAUAAAUUUUUCAGGGAAUCCCACUCGAAAACUUUUCAAACCGAUAAAAUUCCCUUUACCAUUACUUAUGGAUCGGGAUCGGUAAAAGGAAUUGUGGCCUCGGAUGAUGUGGCUUUUGGGGAUUUAAAAAUCCAAAAACAGGGCAUUGGUUUGGUCAACAUUUCCGAUUCCUGCUCCGAUUUCGAUGGCAUCUGUGGCCUGGCUUUUCAGCCACUCUCAAUGACUGGAUCCACGCCUGUUUUCCAGCAAAUGAUCGACCAAAAAUUGGUGGAGAAGCCCAUAUUUUCGUUUCACUUGAAAAGUGGCUCCAGCGAUGGUGGCUCAAUGAUACUCGGUGGAUCGAAUUCGAGUCUGUACUAUGGCCCCUUGACCUACACAAAUGUCACGGAGGCCAGGUAUUGGACUUUCAAAAUGGAUUUCGUUGAGGUUCACGGCAAGGGAUCAAGGCGUUGCGAAGGCGGAUGCAAGGCCAUUAUGGACACGGGAACAUCUCUAAUAGUUGGACCCGUUCUGGAUAUCCUUUCCAUAAACAAUGCCAUUGGAGCCCAGCAUAAUGCCACCUUUGAUCUGUAUACUGUUGACUGUUCAACGAUUACCCAGCUUCCAGUGAUUGUUUUUGGCAUUGGCGACAAAGAGUUUUAUGUGAAGCCACACACAUAUGUGAUUGUCUACCAGGACUUUUGCUACUCUGGUUUCAUGGAUAUGCGAGGUCUGACCUUCUGGAUAAUCGGCGAUGUGUUCCUGAGGGAAAACUACGUGGAGUUCGAUUGGGGCAGGCAAAGAAUCGGCAUAGCACCGGCUGUUUGAUGGGGUUAAAUGGGAAACGAUUACCAACCGAAACUUAUAAAUACAACACAUAUGUAUUUACU
Drosophila gunungcola (fruit fly) is the source of this 1238-nucleotide messenger RNA. RefSeq lists its product as uncharacterized. The coding region runs from base 1 to 1176 and encodes 391 amino acids. The record is from RefSeq and is a predicted model, not a curated record. NCBI's taxonomy places the organism in Eukaryota, Metazoa, Arthropoda, Insecta, Diptera, Drosophilidae. Gene Ontology annotation, biological process: proteolysis; cell death. Gene Ontology annotation, molecular function: aspartic-type endopeptidase activity. The transcript has a single exon. Gene Ontology annotation, cellular component: lysosome.